Messenger RNA from Amoebophrya sp. A25, 2273 nucleotides. NCBI's taxonomy places the organism in Eukaryota, Dinophyceae, Syndiniales, Amoebophryaceae. The record is from the annotation of a GenBank genome assembly.
GAUGAAUAGUAAUUAUAUUGAGUAUUUCGAAUGGCAACGCAUCGAUCCCCAUCCUCCUGUUCCUGUGUUCCCUUCGAUCAUAAUGUUCAUUCGUGCGACGAGCUUCCAUGAUCGAUAAAAGCAGCUUUCAGAAGAUCGUGAUUUUUCGGGUUCCCGACCAGUCAGUGAAUAUGGACCCCGAACCCUAAAACGAUCAUCAGAGAUAGAGUUCAGCUAAACAACGAGAGAUCCUACACCAACAUUUUGUUCACGAAUGAUCGAGACAACCACGGAGAUCCUAAGAAUUGAUGAGAGGAUGGUAGACGUUGAUCAGCUAGCAAUUUUUACGUAAGUACGAUCUGAGACGAUCUUGCUCGAGGUAAAUGAUCAAUCUUACGAUUACAAAACAAUUAAGGGGUUCUUGCCAACAAAUAGGACAAGCACAAGUGCGUCCUAGACAUUUUCAACAACGACUCACUUCACCAGGUUUUUUGGUACACUAACGCUUUCCCUGUUUACCUUGUUCAUUUCACGAGGUAACUCAGGUUUUGUUUUUGUUUUCGUUUGACUAAUCAUCACACCGCGAUAUUCACGUGAAUUGCAUUCAAGACUUCCGAGUCAACCUUACGCCUUCUUCACUAAGUAAGAACAUUGUGUUGUUUACUUUCUCGUCUUUUUUUUGAUUGACGUGAAUCAAUCUUACCGGUUUUCGUUUCGCGAAGCAUCGAUCAAAAUGGCGUGUCGUACACGCUAUGAGAGCAGUUCGGAAGUGGGCGUGUUCGCCCGUGUCACUAACAGCUACGCACUUGUCGGUCACGGCGGCUCGGAGGCAUUCUACGCAAGCAUUCAAAGCGAGCUGCCGCCGGAGAUGCCGGUGGUGCACUGCACAAUAGGCGACACUCGAAUCGUUGGACGACUUACGGUACUUUCAAGACAAACUGAAUUUUUGUCAUUAUGAUCACCAUUCUGAAUUACGGAUACGCUUACAGAUUGACUUUGCGCCUUUUGGCCCUCCAUAUUCCAUCAUUCUCAAACGAUCCCCAGGUUGGUAACAGACACGGCCUUUUGUUGCCGAACACGACGACCGAUGCGGAGAUGCAACAUCUGAGAAAUAGUUUGCCGCCAGAGGUGAAACUGCAGAAGGUAGAGGAGAGACUGAACAGUCUCGGAAACGUGAUCGUCUGUAACGACUAUGUGGCACUUAUCCACCCGCAGCUCGACAAAGAGACGGAGGAAAUCAUCCAGGAUGUCCUCAAGGUAAUUGCGAGAUUGCUACUUCCUAACGAUGUCGUCACACUCGAAGGAAAAGCCUUGAAUAAUCGAGUAAUUUUCUGGAUGCAACUUUUAAACACAAGUAUUUUACGAUUUACAUUCUUGUUGUGCAAUCAUCAUCACUCAGGUUGAGACUUUCCGAUACGCAAUAGCCGGUAACGAGCUAGUAGGAAGCUACUGCGUGUUGACAAAUAACGGAGGUUUGGUUCAUGCGCAUACUCCCGUAGAGGAGCUCAAGGAGUUGAGUAACUUGCUACAGUUGCCACUUACCGCGGGUACUACAUCUUUAGCUAACCUAUCAUGAUUUGAAUGUAAUUACAGCGUUAGCAUGGUGUUGAUACUCAUUUUUUCUCCAAGAAUGACGUUCCUUGGACGUAAAGAGGAAAAAAACCUAAAACAGGAACGAUUAACCGCGGUAGUGAGGUUGUAGCAGCAGGAGUCACAGCAAAUGAUUGGAGAGCAUUCGUCGGUAUGGACGCAACAGCGACAGAGAUUGCUGUGAUCGAAAACAUUUUCAAGCUGAGAGAAGUCGGCGACAGCAUGGCUGGCGCGCUCAUCGACACUCUUGCUUAAUAAGCAUGUUGUUCUGGUGGUUCUUACGUUGCAGUUGUAUGUUGUAGAAAUGUACUGAUGUUUUUAUGCAGAUUAUAAGGAACGCUCGUUGAUGUCUACAAUAAAUAUGAAAGAUGUCUUCCAUGAUACGCAAAAAUCGUUGGAAGAAAUUUGCAGACGGGGAGUGGUUCUCUGACAACUGCAACACACCAAAAAACGGAAAAAAGAUACAGAAGAUUGAGGUAUUUAAAGAAAAGAAGGAUCCAGCUUCUCCUUCUGGAAGUGCGAUAAUGAACAUUUGAGCUACAACAAGGAUCCUCGUAUAGGCACUUGUUGGGCUACAUAUAAUGACAGCUAAAUACGCCACGUAAACGUAUUGAAAUGGGCUUCCAAGAAAAUGGCGAAAACAGAGCUUGGAAGGAUGAAAUGUAUCAAGGAAUAGAGCUGCAACAAAAUAAAAUAGAAAAGCA